AACCACAAUGCUGCAGGCCGCCUGAAAGACAUGGCUACCAACUUGAAAAGCAGCCAAGGAUUUGCCAUGAACAUCAUCAGCGAGGCAUUCAUCGAGAAUGCAAAUGCGACUGCCGUAGACACUCCUCCCGAGUUCGACGAGUGGGCUCUCAGCGGUCUGACAAAGGAUAAAUGUGUAUGUAAUUUGAUUUCAGGCCAAGCCUGCUCGUCCGCUGACAUCGUCACCUCAUAUAAAUUGAUAGAUAUCAUGCACCCAGUCGCAGGCAAGCACAACAGCAUGCUCAUCCUUGCGCACAUCAAGUACUUCCAUGUA
Suillus discolor is the source of this 312-nucleotide messenger RNA. RefSeq lists its product as uncharacterized. The annotation marks the transcript as partial. The record is from RefSeq and is a predicted model, not a curated record. NCBI's taxonomy places the organism in Eukaryota, Fungi, Basidiomycota, Agaricomycetes, Boletales, Suillaceae. The transcript has 2 exons.